AUGUCUGUCAUUCUUGCUUCUGCUGGAUAUGAUCAUACGAUUCGGUUUUGGGAAGCUCUGACGGGGGUAUGCUCGCGGACUAUCCAGCAUUCCGAUUCACAGGUCAACAGACUCGAAAUAACAUCAGAUAAGCGGUUUCUAGCGGCAGCAGGUCACCUUCAUGUCCGUUUAUAUGAUAUACGAACUACAAAUCCUAAUCCCGUCACCUCUUUUGAGGGGCAUAGGGGAAACGUGACGUCGAUUGCAUUUCAACAAGAUAAUAAGUGGAUGGUUUCGUCCAGUGAAGACGGCACAAUCAAGGUGUGGGAUGUGCGCGCACCAUCUGUGCAAAGGAACUACAAGCAUCACGCAGCGGUCAAUGAGGUAGUAAUACAUCCCAAUCAAGGUGAGCUGAUUUCAUGUGAUCAAGAUGGUAAUAUUCGAAUAUGGGAUCUGGGCGAAAACCAAUGCACACAUCAAUUGACACCGGAAGAUGAUACACCACUCCAAUCGCUCUCGGUUGCCAGCGAUGGUUCGAUGCUUGUUGCGGGUAACAACAAGGGAAACUGCUACGUUUGGCAGAUGCCGAAUCAUACUGAUGCGGCAAAUUUGAAACCCGUAACAAGGUUUCGUUCUCACACGAAGUACAUUACGAGGGUCCUUCUUUCAUCUGACGUAAAGCACCUAGCAACCUGCUCAGCGGAUCACACUGCACGUGUUUGGUCGAUAGAUGACAAUUUUCAAUUAGAAACUACGUUAGAUGGCCACCAGCGGUGGGUGUGGGAUUGCGCCUUUAGUGCCGAUUCUGCGUAUCUUGUAACUGCAUCUUCAGACCAUUACGUUAGGCUUUGGGAUUUAUCUACGAGAGAAAUUGUGAGGCAGUACGGUGGCCACCAUAAGGGUGCUGUUUGUGUGGCCUUGAAUGAUGUGUAA
Lachancea fermentati is the source of this 912-nucleotide messenger RNA. Lineage: Eukaryota; Fungi; Ascomycota; Saccharomycetes; Saccharomycetales; Saccharomycetaceae. The record is from the annotation of a GenBank genome assembly.